GUUCAUUCUGUGCAGCACAAGUUUUUAUUUUAGAUCAGUUUACAACCAGGGAGUUGUUAUUUCUUUCACAAUGAUGCUGAAGAAAUACUUCCUGUGAAGCAAAUAAAGGAAGCAAAGAAAGAGGAAGAGGAAGGACAGGAGUGGACGGUGAGGUGAUGGACACGACUGAUGAGAACAGCAGGACUGUGAUCAACACCAACAGCGAUUAUCCAGUACGGCGCACUGAGGAAGUUCUACUCCCUGUCAUCACAGAUGAAAGCCAGCUGGCUGCCAUGGACUCUCAUCAUCCUCCAACCCAACACAGUCUCCCAUCUUCACCUGCUCUCCCAGAACUUCGACUGGUCCUUCUGGGUCGGAAAGGAACUGGAAAAAGUGCAGCUGGCAACACCAUUCUGGGAGGAGCAGGAGGGUUUGAGAGCGGGAAGCCCACGGAGGAAUGUGUGAAAAGGCGAGCAGAUGUGGCAGGGAGGAAAGUCACAGUGGUGGAUACUCCAGGAUGGGAGUGGUACUACCCGCUCAACAGCACCCCCAACUGGGUGAGAAGGGAAACUUUAAGGAGUGUGUCGCUCUGUCCUCCUGGUCCUCACGCUGUGCUUCUGGUCGUGCGAGCAUGUGCUUCAGUAACAGAGGACUACAUCAGGGAGAUAGAGGAGCACCUAGAACCGCUAGGAAAAGGAGUCUGGGAGCAUACGAUGCUCCUGUUCACGAGGGGAGAUGAACUUGGACUGGCGUCCAUGGAGCAAAGAAUCCUCAUGAGUGGCACAGCACUGAAGGGACUCCUCCAAAAGUGCGGGAACAGAUACCACGUUGUGGAUAAUCGAAGCAAAGGCGAUGGAACCCAAGUUACAGAGCUGAUAAGAAAGCUGGAGGACAUGGUGGUGAAGAAGACGGAUGGGAGCAGUCAUUUAGAGAUGGAUAACUCAGCUCUGUUGGGACUGGAGGCAGACGGGAAAAGGAGAGGAAGGGAGAGGAGGAAGAAACAGAGGCAGAUGGAGGAGCAGGUGCAAAAAGGGACCAUCAAAGCUGCUCUAAUGAGUGAUGGUCUUCAAGGCUCUGAACUGGACGCCCAUCAGUCCUUCUCCAAGGCUCCCCGACGUCUACCAGAGGUCAGGCUGGUUCUCCUUGGUGAGCGGGAAACAGGGAAGAGUUCUGCUGGGAACACCAUCCUGGGCAAAAUGGACACUUUUCAGACAGGAGCGGUGACAGAGGAGUGCAACCGUCAGCAGGCGGAGGUGGCAAUACGGUCGGUGACGGUGGUGGAUACUCCAGGCUGGGAGGGAGGAAUAGCCGGGGCCACACCUGAGAGGGUGAAGAGGGAAAUCGUCAACAGUGUGGCUUUGUGUCCUCCAGGACCUCAUGCUAUGUUGUUGACUCUGAGGGUGGAUACCUUGGUGACGGCGGGGCAUGUAAGAGAACAUCUGGAGCUUUUUGGGGAGGGAGUAUGGAGACACAUCAUAUUGUUGUUCACCCAUGGAGAUCAGCUUCGAGAAGGGGUGGAUAUCGAGCAGCACAUCCAGGGAGGAGGCAGGGACCUCCAGUGGCUGCUGGAGAAGUGCAGGAGAAGAUACCACGUCAUUAGCAGCUUAGCCGGCGGAGGAGGAGGCUCUAGCACAGUGGCAGAUCUCCUGCAAAAGGUGGAAAAGAUGGCUGCCAUGAACCGGUGUGAGGCUUUCUCUGGCUUAGUACAAGAGGUCAGGGAUCUGAGCUGGCAAAGGAAUGAGAAGUUCAACCAGCGCUUGAAGGAGAUGGGAGAUAAAAUGCAACGUCAGGAGAUCGAGUUGAAAAACAUGCGGGAGAGGGAGAUGAAAAGCAUCAGAUGGAUCUUUGACCGGAAGAAGAAGGUGAAAUCACCUGGGAAAGCUGACAUUCAAAAGGAGGAAGAAGAGGAGGAGGAUGACAGGAGGGUUGGUGCAAGACGGAGCGAUAUCGUGGAUCUAGAGGAAAGGAUGCGAUGGCUUACGGAGGAUAAGGAAAGGGAAAUCCAGGAUCUGAGUAUAGAGAAUGAAAGAAUCCGUGCAGCUCUAAACCAAAGCAGGAAAGAAAGAGACAAGGGGCUGCUGAACCUAGAACUAAAAGAAAGAGAAAUUGAAGAGCUGCAAGAAAGACUAGAAGAGCAGCAAAUAAAGCUGCUCAAUCUUGAAUGUGCUGCUGUCGAAAGCGAACACGAGAAAACCCAAAUGGAGAGAAGCAUUAACGCAAAAAAACAAGAGUGGAUGAGUCAGAUGAAGAAACUGGAAGAGCUGCGGGAGAAAGAGCAAGAAGAGUGGAUGGGAAAAGUUGAGUGUUUAAGAGCAGAAAUGGACAAGAGUAAAAGGCAGUUUGAGGAGGUUUUGGAGAGAAAAGCACAAGAAAAAAGCAAGGAGAUGGCAGAGCAGGAUGAAAAACUGAAAUCAGAGAUGAACAUUAAGCUGCUGGAAAAAGACAAAGAGCAGGAAGAACUGAAGAAGAAGUUCCUUGACGGUGAAGCAGAAUAUGAAAGAACUAUGCAGAUGAAAAUUAAAGAGAUGAAACAGCAACAUGAGAACGAGAUGCAUGAGAAAGAAGAGCAGAUUAAGGCUUUAAAUCUGCAACAACAAGAGGAGAUAGAAGAACUACGGCAACGGUUGGACAAAAUCAAAGUUGAACAGCGAGAGGAAAAUGACAGAAAGCUGAAAGACAAUGCUGAAAAUGCAGAAAGAGUCAAAAAGAAACAUGAAAAAGAAAUAAGGGAGAUGACACAAGAAAAAGAGAGAGAGAUAGCAGAGAUGGAACAAAAGUAUCUCAACCAAAUAGAGGAAAAAACAAAGGAAAAUGAAAAAGAGAAGGAAAUGAUCCUUCUCAAUUACGAGAAAGAUGUUGCAGAAAAGGUGCAAGAGAAAGACAGAGACAUAGACGUUCUUAAAGUGCAGCAUCAAGAUGAAGUGGCAAGAAAAAUAAAUGAAAUGCAAAGACAAAUGGAGGCCAAGGAAGCUGAACACAAGGAAAAUUUUGACAAAAUAGUGAAAGAAAAGAUGGAAGUUGUUGAAAAGGUCCAAAAAGAGCACAUCGAUCAAAUAAGAAACAUGGAAGAAGAAAGACUAAGAGAGAUUAAAGAGCUGAAAGAGCAGUUUGCAGAAGAGAUUGAGAAACAGAAGCAAGAAAAGCAAAUAGAGAUGAGGGAUUUAGAGUUAAAGUUUGCUGCAGAGAUAAAAGAAAAAGGGCUAGAAAUUGAAAAGGAGAAAGAAAAAUACAUUUUGGAGAAGAUACAGGAAAAGGAUAGGCAGGAAGAAGAGUUGAAACAACACGAUGAAGAAAUUAAGGCUAUAAAGCAAGAAAGUGAGAAAGAGAAAGAAAAGAUUGCAAGGAACCUUGAGAAAGAGAUGGAGAGGAGAGUUGAUGAAAAAGAGAGUGAGAUAGAGACACUCAAAGUGAAUGUUAGAGAGAUGGAAGAAAAGCUGCUACAAAAGGAGGAGAAAGAAAUCAAUCAUUUAAAAGAAAAGAAAGAAAUGGAGCAAAAAUUACAGGAAAGACAGAAAGAAGUAGAAGUAAUGAAAGAUCAGUUUGAAGAGCUAGAGAAGCAACUGCAUCAGACGAUUGAGGAAAAAGAAAGAGAUCAUUUGAGUUACAAAAAGCAGAUGGAGCAGAAAGUAGAAGAAAAAGAAAGAAUGGUGGAAAAUUUGAAACAACACAUGAAGGAUAUUGAUGAAAUCCUGCAAAGAAAAGAAGAAGAGAGAGGAGAGAUUAUUCUAAAUCAAAAGAGAGAGGCAGAAAAACGACUGCAAGAUAGAGAACAAGAGAUGGAAGAGAUGAGACGGCAGCUUUUGAAUGACAUGGAGAGGAAAGUUCAAGAAAAGGAAAGUGAAAUUGAAAGUCUUAAACAACAGGCAGACCUAAGGGAAACAAGAUGGAGGGAAGGGCAGAAGAAGAAGGAAGAGGAAGGACAAAAAGAGACGAAUAGAUUGCUGGAAAUCAUCGAGACAAAAACCACAGAGGUAACACAAGUGCAACGUCUUCUCUCAGAGAAAGACAGAGAGAUCGAAAAGACAUGUGCAAACUAUUUGAAAGAAAUCAACGACAUGAAAGAAAGUAAUGAAAGCCAAACGGCAAGUUUGAUGGAGACACAAGAAGAAGAAAUUAAAAAGAAUUCUGAGAUGACUGAGAAACUCAAAGAGAAAGACAAAGAACUCGACCAACUCAGGCAGAGCGAUCAAGACAACGAGAAAGAGAUUGUCCAACUGAGGCUAACAAUUGAGCAAACAAAGUCGGAGCUGAAGGAGCUGACGAACAAGAUGGAGAAAGAGAUGACGAGCAUGAUUCAAGAGUACGAAAAGGAGAUCGCACUGAGGAACGAGAGCGUAGAAGCCAUUACGAAGGAGAAAGAUGGUGCUAUGAGUCGUCUGGAGGAAGAGAGUCGGCAAAGAGUUUUGAAAGUCACAGAGAAAUUCGAGGAGAGCCGGAGGGAAGUUGAAGAGCUACAGAAGCAAAAUGAAAAGAUGAGAAAAGAGACAGACAAUCUAAAAUUAAAGUGUGAGGAGCUAAAGAAGGAGAAUGAAGAGGAAGUUCGAAAGCAUCUCAAGGAGUAUGAACAUGUUAAGAACAGAGAAGAUGAAAUUGAAAGCAUUCUUAAAGUGAGAGAUGUAGAGGUCAGGGAGUUGAAAGAAGCAAACAAUGAACUACGAGUCAAGAUGGAUGAGGCAGAAAGGAGACUGAAGCAAUCAAUCGAGAUGCAAAGAUUGAAGAAUGACGAGAUUGAUGAGAAGAUCUGGCAAAGAGAAAAAGAUGUCGGAGAAAGAGAGCAAGUUCUGAUUCGAAACCAAGAGGAGCUUACCAAAAGAGGAGAAGAACUACAAGUCAAGAUGGAUGAGGCAGAAAGGAGACUGAAGCAAUCAAUCGAGAUGCAAAGAUUGAAGAAUACUGAGAUUGAAGAGAAGAUCUUGCAAAGAGAGAAAGAUGUCGGAGAAAGAGAGCAAGUUCUGAAUCGAAACGAAGAGGAGCUUAUCAAAAGAGGUCAAGAACUCAAUGCAAAAGAGAGAAAGCUUCUUGAACGACUUGGAAAUUUGGAGUGCAAGGAGCAAGAACUCUUUGAACAGAAGACAAAUCUAGAAAAGCAACAGAGGGCCCAAGAAGACAAUGAGAAACUCACAAACAUGAAGGCGCAAACUAUCGAGAACAAGUACAAGGAGCUAGACAGCCUCCUCAGAGCUCUGGAAGGCAAACAGAGAGAGUUAAGUACUCACGGUCAAGAUCUUCAGAAGAAGGUAAAAGGACUGAAAGAUCAUGGGAAAGAGCUGAAAGAUAGGGAGUACUACUUAAAAAAUGAGGAGCAGGAGUUGCUCAACUGGAAGUCUGAGUUGCACAUGCAAAACGAGCAUGUGACCUCGACCACACAACAGCUGGAUGAGAUGGGGAGAGACUUGGCUUUCCUGAAGGAAGAACUCCACAACAAGGAGAGAAAUCUGAAGGCUUCAUUUGAAAAACUGACCAAAUGGGAAGAGAAUCUUAAAGAACGAGAAGACAUGUUGAACAAAAGAGAUUUAGAGAAUGGACUAGAAGCCGUUGAGAGCUCAGAGAAGUUGCUUUCAGUGUAUGGAGAGGUCAGUAAAGAAAAGGGAAGAGGAGGGGGCGAAAACAUGAAAGAUAGGGAGGAUCAGAGGAUGAAAACUGCAGCAUCAUCUGCAAAAAGCAAUAACUGUCACCUUGAACCCCUGAAAGAUUUAGACACAGCGAAGGAAAAGGAAGAGAUAAGGGGGAAAGAAUUGAAGACAUGGAAGAAUAAAGGCAAAGACAGCCUGGAAAGGGCAGAGGUCAUUAGUGAUUACCAGUUUUUAUCAAACAACAAAGCAUCUCCUGGGGUGGGUAUGAGGGUGUUGGUGUUAGGAGAGUCCUGGUCCCCUCGCUUCCCAUCCGGAGUCAGCAUCCUGUGUGGGGAGAAGCCAAAACUGGACGGACCUACCUUCAGAUCUUGGGAAGGUCAGAUAGCUGGACGUCACCUUGCUGUCGUAGAACCACUACAUCUAAAGUGGCGCGACGGAUCACAACCAACAGACUCAGUUCAAAGGAAAAACAUUCUUGACAGCGUCUUCUGGUGUCACCCAGGACCUCACGUCAUCAUUCUGCUAAUGCCGGCCUUCUUGACGUGCACAACGAAAUACAAGACAGCAGUGGAAGAGCACAUGGCUUUGGUGGGAGAGGAAAUCUGGCAGCGUACGAUGGUUCUGUUCACAUGGGGGGAAUCUUUAGGGGAGAGCAUAGAGCAGCACAUCCUGAGAAACGGUGAACUGAAAAAGCUUGUAGAGAGAUGUGGGGGGAGGUAUCACAUGAUUACCAGCAGGAGAAGCAACCAAAUGAUUGAGGGAUUGUUUAAGAAAAUUGAAGAUAUUGUCAGUGUUAACAGCAGGGAGAAACUUGAGGUGUAGACAUGUGACUAUGACAGUGGUUUUCAUUUUGUAAAUGUAAAUAUGUACGAAUAAACCUUGUCACUAAUCAAAGAAUUAUUCUGACUAUGUCAAAGUGCUAGAUCUCUGUGACUUACAUGUUUGAAUUUAGGUACAUGGGGUCCGUCUGGAGGGUCAUUCACAAGUUAAAUUUAACAAUUUAAGACAUAUUUAGAGGAGAAAGAUCUACAAGUGGUUUUGGCUCUGUUUAAUUGAAGAAUUAUUCAGCUUCUUUGUUUAUUGUCAGUUGAAGUACUUAUUUAUCAAGGUUGAAGUGCUUAUUAAUUUUAGGCUCUGGCUCUUUUUAGAGGAUCCCGAGAUAAAUAUGUGAGGCUGCCAAAUGAUCAAAUAGGUUUGAAAUUCAAAGGGCCUUGACUUCUGUUUUAACUUGAAGUGUUAAUUUCAUUGACUAAAAAUAUCACUGAAAAUGUUUAUCGACUUCCUUUUUUCAAAAGACAUUCAAAAUCCAUGAUAUUCUGUCCA
Molecule: messenger RNA, 6875 nt
Organism: Cheilinus undulatus (humphead wrasse)
Lineage: Eukaryota; Metazoa; Chordata; Actinopteri; Labriformes; Labridae
Product: trichohyalin
Exons: 3
Coding region: 156-6374 (2072 amino acids)
Molecular function (GO): GTP binding
Source: RefSeq, a predicted model, not a curated record